CUUGCCCUGGCCUGCCCCUGCAGCAGCUACAGUACUGGCCGCCCCCUGCUUCUUGGUUCCUCUUCCUCUCCGCUUCCUCUUCCUCUUCCUCCCAGUCCAAAGCAGGCCCGUUCACCCUCAGGACUUCAUGUCGCAGCGGGUCUCAUGUUCACAUCCCCUCGCGAGCAAAUGGGAAGCCCUGGACGCAUUGCAAAUCUGCUCUCAGACAACACCUCCUCGGCGCCGAUUGGUCAUAGCCAGCGUUGGCUGUUGGUGCCGACGGGGUCAAAGUGGAGAGACAACAUGGCAGCGUGCACCUGAGUGGGGGAUGUUGGCCACCCGAAGUGCACCACUGAAUCAUGGGCCCAGUUAACAAUGUUUGGUUUGGAAUCGGAAUCCCUUGUGAAAACACGGCAUUGGGAUGCUCUACUUAGUUGCUGAUGCCCAGAACGACUGGAUCAGACGGUGCCGAGGUGCCAAAGAUUAGAAUUCACAGCAGGACAGAUCUGUCUAAAGGGUUAAAGGGUGUAGCCGUCAUGGCUCUAGACGAUAUCAUUGGCUGCUGCUGGUCCUGGUACUGAGAAGCAACGGAUCGGAUGGGGAGAAAGUCUGAAGGAAAGGAAAGGAAAGCGAGUGCACUGAACUCAGGAGAAUAAUCGGACGCUAUCGAGUGAUCACUAUGCCCCUUCCAGCCUAGACAUCCCAUCCCAUCCCAUCCCAUCCCAGGAGAACGACUCGAAUCCAAUAUUAAUCUCCUCUGCGCUGAGCGCACUCGUUCUCCUCAGGGGAAGCUUGGGCCCCUGGCAGGGUUGAGGGAGCCAGAGGCCCAGAAGGGGGCAGCCCCCGUCGGGCUUGGGAUUGAACUUGACAGGGGGCACAGACGUGGGAGCAGGGGGCAGGGGGCAGGGGGCAGCACGCCGUUUCUCUCUCUGUCCGAUCUCCUCACUCCUCAUCCUACUCUCUGCUCCUGCUCCUGCUCCUGCUCCUCUCCAAUCGCUCUCCCUUCCUUUCCUUCUCUUCCCUUUCUCUCUUCUCCCCCCUCACUCCUGCAUCAUACUGCAUUUGUCGGUCUGCUGCAACACUCCUGCAACGCAGACGCUGUCUGUUCAAAUCACAAGUUGAUUUGCGGCUUCAACUCUGUUGCGUGAGCUAUCUUCAUCUUCCCAGCACCCCGAGGACCUUUUCUGCAGCUUGCUGGUAGACGAGCAGCCAGAGUCCAGUCUAGUAACGUCAACGUCAAAGCACACCUACCGUCGUUCCUUCUUUUCCAGAAAGACACAACACUCCUUUCUAGUAAUCGUUAAGCCCAUAGCGAAACUUACAUACGCUCGAGCUCGUGUCAGGCAUAUUUCGAAACAUAAGCAUCCGAGGGGCUCUGCAGAGUCAAUACACCAACUUCACAACAGACCUCCCCGACAACAACCAUGGGGCCAUCACUUAAUAACCACUCUUCUUUCGUCCGUCCAAGGACUGGAGACCGCGAGGGUCGUCCUGGUACUCGAGACCAGACUGAUCAAAACUUGAUCAUCCCAAGCAGAACUUCUUCCCUCCACUCCCGGAUCACCCAGCCAAUUCCUUCGACUCUCAAUGUCAAGCCUCAACAACGAACACCCAAGACGCUCACCCAUGCGUACAUGGUGUGCGGUGUUGGAAGAGAGCCAUCGCAAUGGGUGAAGGCUCCAGCUCCAGCACAGGGAAAGAUUGGACAUAUGAAGGGAGCUGUUGGGCAGUUUUGGCUGCCCGAGAUUCUUGGUAGCAGUCCCAGAUUGGAACAGGAUAAUGAAAUUGCCAGAGCGCUCCAUGCUGCCAUGAGGGCUUGUUUCCCACACGACGUAGAGAUCUGCACUGGACGCAGCCAACCGCACUGUGUGCAUCAUUCUUUCGUGCUUCAACAGGAUUCUUCUCAUACUCUUUACGGUAUUGCUCUUCGCGUCUGGUCGAGAGCAGAUGAGAAGCGGGCCGAAACUAUUCGAGACCUCCGGAGGCGAACCGAGUCGGACUUUUACGACUCUCCAGAUGAGACAUACUGGAUUCCGUACUGCCUGUCAUUCUUGUCUCGAUACCCAUUGUACAACCUUUUGGGUGACUAUCUUCGUGGCAUGUGGAUCCACUGGAACAAGGCUACUAACCUUUUCCAUGCCGAGGAGGUUUCUCGCAUUCUGAGUUUCCCAGCACCCAGACUGAACGACUUGGUCCGAAUUGAUAUGAAAGAUUACGCCCUCUGUUAUCAAUUCCCUUCGUCGCCAACCGGAUUCCAGAACUUCGCCAUGUGGCCAUUGUUUUCUUGCUUGUCCAUUCCCAACAUUGUUGGUGUGAUAGAAGCAGCUUUGUCGCCAACUCGUCGCAUUGUCUUUGUCAGUCACUACCCUGCUAUGCUCACAGUGGCAGCCGAGACAAUCCGUUACUGUGUUCGCGUAUAUGAGUGGAGUGGCCUCUAUGUUCCAGUUGUACAUGCAAGACAUGCGAAGGAGUUGGUUCAGGAACCUGGCCCAUACAUUCUUGGUAUCACCGCCGAGUGCAGGUCGCUUUUCACCGCACCUACCGAUGCUCUGGUCGUCGACUUGGAUCGCAACUUCGUCCUGACAUCUAGCCCACCGACCGCAUUAUCUGCUGGUCAACGCACCAAGAUGGUCAACCGAAUGACACAGGCUCUCAACGGCGAUGUGACACCUUCGGGAGUUCCGCAACAUCUCCGGUCUGCCUACGGCGGAGGAAAAUUGGUUCCCGCUGGACAGAUCAUUGUUAUGCGUGGAGAGGUCGAAUCAAUCCAGGACCCCGAGUGGUGGAACCAGGAUUCCAUCAUGGCCGUCAUGGAUCACGUUUGCGAGAAAAUGGGAAGAAACACUGGGAUGAAGGCUGUGUUUGGCGGAGCUGUCAAGAAACCACUCAUGACCAAGGUCUCAAUGAGACACCUGAACGAGAUUGUUCGUGAGAGGAAUCAAUAUUCCCGAGACGCGCUGGAGGCUUGGCAAGACUUCAUCAACCUCAAGGGUCGUAUGGAUACCGAACUCGGCAAGGUCACCAAGAGAAACAACUUCCUCGUGGAGGAACUUGAGAGCUGGAAGCAGCAGUUCCUCAAAUUCCAAGCCUUUGCUGAGCAGCUCACCAAGGAGACUCAAGAUCUCAAGGUCAAGAUCGAGAACCACAAGCGUGAGAACAGACGCCUUUCUGGACUUAUCGACCAACAGAAGGACGAUGCUGCCCGCCUCACUGUUCGUCUUUCCGGUACCGAGAAGCAACGUGACGAUGCUCUUGAAGCUUUGGUCCUCCAGCAGGAGAUCGCCGAGGAACUUGAGCGUGAGCGAAAGCGUAACAAGAAGGAGCUCGCAGCUCUCCAACACACCAAUGUCACCAUCCUUCGCCAGAGAGAUGAGGCUCAACGUGUUGUUCUCCACCUGCGCGCCUUGAUCAGUGGUCAAACUCAUCACAUGGAGCACAUUGUCCGAACUCUUGGGAAGAGCCCCGAGUUGGUCGAGUACAUUGAGCACGGUUACGAUGAGGAGGAGGGUGACCUUGAGGAUAUUGCCGAGGAGGCCAAGAACGAGGAGAAUGGCGAGCUGUCCCCUGCACUGGAAUCUCGUGCCUACAGAAACAGCACGAGUGGCGAUGACAUGACCCCAGAAAUGGAAAAGCGUCUGAACAAUGGUCUUCGCAACAGCAAGCGAUACAGCCAGAUGAGCAUCGUGGACGUUGCCGAUCGUCAUUUGAAGGACAAGACUGAUGCCAUUGCUCAUAUCAUCCGAAACAUCAGUGAGCAGUGCGCUGCUGCUGUCGAGGGUCUUCAACUCGCUCACGAUGCCGAGGUCGAGGCCGAAGAAUUGGCUUUGAAGGAGGCUCGUGGCCACCACCGCGCGAGCAACUUGUCCACAAUCACCACCAGUGAUGAUGGUCACUCCAAUGGUGGAUCCGAGACUGGAGAUGACAGCCACCUAAACCCAAGUGGACGCGCGUCAAGCAUUCCCCCAACCCCAGAUCUCAUCCACAACAGAUCGAGUACCUCCAUGUCGAUUGCGAGCGUCACAACCACUCCUGAAAGGAGCAGCCAGCAAUACAACAUUGGGACUGAUAUCCCAACAAAGAUUGUCGAGGACAGCGAUGAGGAGUUGGAAGGACGAAGCGAGAACGAGGGGUUGAGCGGUAACGAGCACAUCGGGAAACCAAACAUGAUGCGCAGACCUGCGGGUGCCAGAUUGAGCGCUCUUGGUGGCCGAUAGAAGGUCCAGACAUUUCUUUGAAAAUUGCCGUCCUUUUUAGCAUCGAUAACCUUUUUGGGCGGCGUCUAAACGGUGGAAUUCGUUUGCUUUGUCUGUAAUGCUUUAUCGACUAUCGCUGUCAAUAUUUUUAUUUGUUGUAUGUUGAAAUAUACCUUCUUCGUUGUGGGGAAAAGGGAACGAAAGGGAAGCUAAGCUAGAUGUACGAGAUGGAUAUAAGAGGAGCGAGAUGAGAAGAGUGGGGAGAAACAUAGUGAGAGGAGCUUUUUGAGAAAGGAACAGGUGUGGAUUGCUGAUAUUUAAUACCACUGGUGUACCCGGCGUAUAUAGUAUAGUACAAUAAGAUCAAGAUAAGACUUUAUGAAAG
Messenger RNA from Cadophora gregata, 4557 nucleotides. RefSeq lists its product as uncharacterized. Gene Ontology annotation, cellular component: cytoplasmic vesicle. The transcript is spliced from 4 exons. Lineage: Eukaryota; Fungi; Ascomycota; Leotiomycetes; Helotiales; Ploettnerulaceae. The record is from RefSeq and is a predicted model, not a curated record. Bases 1404 to 4193 code for a protein of 929 amino acids. Gene Ontology annotation, biological process: regulation of Rab protein signal transduction.